Molecule: messenger RNA, 396 nt
Organism: Bacidia gigantensis
Lineage: Eukaryota; Fungi; Ascomycota; Lecanoromycetes; Lecanorales; Ramalinaceae
Exons: 2
Coding region: 1-396 (131 amino acids)
Source: RefSeq, a predicted model, not a curated record
AUGUUUUUAUCUCAGAGUUUGUCUGUAAGGAAAAAACUUCAAAAUAAAAAGAAGGAAAUUCGUUCUCAGAUUGACCUUGCUUCCAAGGAGUAUAAUUUUGAGUAUGAAGAAGCCGCCUGCCGUCAUCAUAAAAUGCUUGCUCUUUUGUCUAAGCAGAAACGGCUUUCCGAAAUAUACUGUUCUUUCGACAAAAGAGAAAAUGAUUAUGUCAAGCAAGAGGUUAACGUUAUAAAGAAGCUCGAAGAGCUAGAUCGUUCUGAUGUUAUGACAACUGAUACCUCUGUUGUCGGUAAUUCGUCCAGUAUUCAAUUCCUAGUAAUGUCUUCUGAGGAGAUCGAUCGAGUAAUCGCUGAUUUCGAUUUCAACGACCCUUUCCUCCUGUCCGAGGCUGCAUAA